Molecule: messenger RNA, 693 nt
Organism: Rhizophagus irregularis DAOM 181602=DAOM 197198
Lineage: Eukaryota; Fungi; Glomeromycota; Glomeromycetes; Glomerales; Glomeraceae
Source: RefSeq, a predicted model, not a curated record
AUGGAUUUAAGAAAAUAUUUACAACAAAAACAUAGUCAACUUACAUGGAAAGAAAGGAUUAAGAUUAUUUCUGAAAUAAUCAAUGCACUUUAUAGAAUCGUUAAAGAAAAUGCCAUUCACAGAGAUUUACAUUCAGGAAAUAUUUUGUAUUUACGAGUUCUUGAUUGUUGGCUUAUUGGUGAUCUUGGAUUUUGUGGACCUGCUGAUAAAUCAUCAAAGUGUAUAUAUGGAAAUCUUCCUUAUAUAGCACCUGAAUUAAUUGCUGGAAGUGAACACACUUUUGCAUCUGAUAUAUAUAGUAUUGCAAUGCUUAUGUGGGAAGUCUCAUCUGGGCAACCACCAUUUAUAAAUUAUGAACAUGAUUAUAGUCUAGCAAUGAAGAUUAUUAACGGCAUGAGACCAAAAAUUGUGCCAGAAACUCCUUUAGAAUAUAAACUACUAAUGAAACAAUGUUGGGAUGCUGAUCCAUUAAAAAGACCUAAUAUAAAAACGCUUAGGAAGCAGAUAAAAGAAAUUUAUUUAUCAUAUCAAAAUAUGGAAAAUGAAUUAUUACAACCAAUAGUAUAUAAACCUAAUGGUUUAGAAACAAAUUCUACAAAUAGCAGAUUGAUUUCAAGUAAUAUUCAUAGAUUUGAAAAUUUACCCGAACCAAAGAAUGCGACAGAAGGUAUAGUUUCUUACUAUCUAUUAUAA